AUUCGAAGCCACAUUCAACUGAACGUCACCACAGAUGCGCAGUUUGUAGAUCGCGGCUGUUGUUAGCCUUGAAGGUUUCGCCAAGAGAUCUCGCUCUUUGAGCCGCUGCCGCUUGCCGCUUGCCGCACGGGGCACCCCGCCUAUCGCGUUCGGAGAGCUCGACCAUCGCAGCUACCACUUUCCUAUUUCAAGCUUUGGCACUGCAUAUCACAUCAGUGACUGCGUGAAGCGCUUACCAUGGGUCGACUUCUGACGUUCGCAUGCUGUAAUCUGAACCAAUGGGUUCUUGACUGGGAGGGAAACCGCAAGAGGAUCGUAGAAAGCAUACAAAUUGCUAAAGAGCGUGGUGCUGGUUUCCGAACAGGACCAGAACUUGAAAUCACCGGUUACGGUCUGCUUGAUCACUUCCUCGAGGGCGAUACAUAUCUUCAUGCCUGGGAGCAACUGGCUAUUAUCCUGCAAGAUGAGUCGAUACACGGCAUCAUCGCCGAUAUUGGCAUGCCUAUCAUGCACCGCAACAACAGGUACAACUGCCGUGUCAUCAUUCUCAACGGCAAGAUCUUGUUCAUUCGGCCCAAGCUCUACCUCGCAAACGAUGGUAACUACCGAGAGAUGAGGCACUUCAUCCCGUGGAACCGCCCACAACACCACGAAGAGUAUUAUCUCCCUCAGUUUAUCCAGAAGAUCCAAGGCUCCACCAAGGUACCGAUUGGAGACAUGGUACUCUCAACGCCAGACACUUGCAUUGGCAUGGAGACUUGCGAGGAGCUCUUUACACCACUAUCACCCCACCUAGCAAUGUCUCUGAACGGCGUGGAAGUCAUCACCAACUCCAGCGGUUCUCACCACUCUCUUAGGAAGCUCAACACCCGGGUUAGCUUGAUCCAGGAAGCCACACGGAAAUCGGGUGGUGUCUACCUCUACUCCAACCAGCAGGGCAUGGACGGCGAUCGACUGUACUACGACGGCUGUGCAAUGAUCAUCAUCAACGGUGAGAUCGUUCAGCAGACGUCGCAAUUCAGUCUCAAUGAUGUCGAGGUUUGUGUUGCCACAGUCGACAUCGAAGACGUCAGGUCAUACCGUAGCGCGCCCUCGCGAGGUAUUCAAGCUCUUACCGCACCUACCUACGAGCGUGUCGAGACUCCAUUCCACAUUGGCAAGAGUGAUGACGAGUACGACCCCACCCUGGCCCCAAGUCUUCCUCAAGAGCUGAAAAUACACGCUCCUGAAGAGGAAAUCUACCUGAGUGGAUCGUGUUUCCUGUGGGACUACCUCAGACGAUCAAGCCAAGCGGGCUACCUGAUCCCACUCUCUGGUGGUAUCGACAGCUGCUCGACAGCAGUCCUAGUCUACGGCAUGUGCAACAUCGCUUUCGAGGCUCUUCAAGCAGGCAACGCGCAGGUCAAGGCCGACAUCCAGCGCAUUGCAGGUCCCGGUGAAGCAGAAGGCUGGCUACCAAAGUCACCCCAAGAGCUCUGCUCGAAAGUCUUCUCCUCAGUCUUCAUGGGCAUGGCUAAACAAUCCUCCAAAGAAACCCGCAGCCGCGCCGAACGCCUCUCCCACGACAUCGGCGCCCAACACACCGACCUAGACAUCGACUCGAUCUUCGAAGCCUUCAAAGGCGUCCUGACCAAAGCCACGGGCCACGAACCCGCCUUCAAAGUCCACGGCGGCACACACGCUGAGAACCUCGCGCUUCAAAACAUCCAAGCCCGCUCCCGCAUGGUCUUAUCCUACGUCUUCGCUCAACUCCUGCCCACCGUGCGCCAGCGUCCCAACGGCGGCUCGCUCCUCGUACUGGGCUCUGCAAACGUCGACGAAGCACUCCGCGGCUACUUCACCAAAUACGACUGCUCGUCCGCAGACAUCAAUCCGAUCGGCGGCAUAUCCAAAACCGACCUGAAGCGCUUCAUCGCCUGGGCAGAAACCCACCUCUCCCUCCCUAUCCUCAGGGAGUUCCUCGACGCCACGCCGACUGCGGAACUCGAGCCGCUCACCGAGGACUACGUGCAGUCCGACGAAGUCGACAUGGGCAUGUCGUACGCCGAAUUAUCCGUCUUCGGACGCUUGCGCAAGAGUCAGAAGCUGGGGCCCUAUGGUAUGUUCCAGCGCUUGGUGCAUGAGUGGAAGGAUGUGCACGAGGCGCGCGUUGUGGCGGACAAGGUGAAGAGAUUCUAUCACUACUGGGCGAUUAAUAGGCAUAAGAUGACGACGAUUACGCCGAGUUUGCACAUGGAGGAUUACUCGCCGGAGGAUAAUAGGUUUGAUUUGCGGCCGUUUUGCUACCCUAGCUUCUGGUCAUCGUGGAGUUUCAAAAAGAUUGACGAGGCGGUGGAGAGAUUGGAGAAGGGGAGGCAGAACGGCACGGCCUAG
Molecule: messenger RNA, 2373 nt
Organism: Macroventuria anomochaeta
Lineage: Eukaryota; Fungi; Ascomycota; Dothideomycetes; Pleosporales; Didymellaceae
Product: NAD synthetase 1
Exons: 4
Coding region: 238-2373 (711 amino acids)
Biological process (GO): NAD+ biosynthetic process
Cellular component (GO): cytoplasm
Molecular function (GO): NAD+ synthase (glutamine-hydrolyzing) activity; ATP binding; glutaminase activity
Source: RefSeq, a predicted model, not a curated record